Trichophyton benhamiae CBS 112371 is the source of this 1554-nucleotide messenger RNA. RefSeq lists its product as uncharacterized. Gene Ontology annotation, molecular function: hydrolase activity. Lineage: Eukaryota; Fungi; Ascomycota; Eurotiomycetes; Onygenales; Arthrodermataceae. Gene Ontology annotation, biological process: nucleotide catabolic process. The transcript is spliced from 2 exons. Bases 1 to 1554 code for a protein of 517 amino acids. The record is from RefSeq and is a predicted model, not a curated record.
AUGCUCGUCUCUUCAAACGGAAUAAAAGUUGGAGUCAUAGGCUUGGGCGAAAGGGAAUGGCUUGCUACUAUCAACUACCUCCCUCCGAAUCUCAUAUACAAGUCUGCGUCAGAAACAGCGAAAGAGCUGGUCCCCGCCCUCCGUGAACAAGGCGCAGACAUAGUCAUCGCCGUCACUCAUCAGAGAGAGCCAAACGAUAACAAACUCGCGGAAAAAAUCCCUCCUGGCUUGGUGGAUAUCAUUCUAGGCGGCCAUGAUCAUUAUUACAGUCACAGUUUUAUUAACUCUACGCACGUUUUGCGUUCCGGAACAGACUUCAAGCAGCUUAGCUACAUAGAAGCCUGGAGGAAACAGUCUGGUUCCGGCUGGGAUUUCAACAUCAUCCGGCGAGACAUCACACGCGAUCUUCCGAAACACCUCGAGACUGUUAAGCUUGUAGACAAGCUCACAUCAGCCCUCAAGGGGAAGCUUCAUAAGCCUAUCGGAUACACAGUUACCCCUCUAGAUGGUCGGUUCAUUACGGUCCGCACCCAAGAAUCGAACCUAGGAAAUUUCGUAUGUGACGUGAUGCGAUGUUAUCAUAAUACGGACUGUGCAAUCAUGGCUGCUGGGACCAUUCGAGGGGACCAAAUAUACCCUCCUGGGAUUCUCAGAGUGAAAGACAUCCUCAAUUGUUUUCCUUUCGAAGACCCUGUGGUAGUUCUCCGCAUUACGGGCAAGGCCCUUUGGCUGGCACUGGAGAAUGGCGUUAGCGAGCUGCCUGCUCUUGAAGGGCGGUUCCCCCAGGUAUCAAACAUUAAGUUUGCCUUUUCCAUGUCCAAACCACCUGGCUCCCGUAUCCUAUGGGUAAAAUUAAACAAUGAGGAUCUCCGAGAUGACGGAAUUUACACCGUAUCAACGAGAGGCUACAUGGCCAGGGGGAAGGAUGGAUUCGCCUCGCUCCUCACCAGGAGCGAGGGCGGCGAAGCAGAGGAGGUUGUGUCUGAAGAAGAUGGUCUCCUUCUCAGCACCAUGCUCCGGCAGUACUUCCUAAGUAAUAAGAUCAUAGGGAAAUGGAAUCGUCUCAGUCCUAGUCUGGACCGGCACUGGAUGGAUGUCCACAAGAAGCUGAAAUCAGAGGAGCUGACUCCUCCAGCCAGCAGCAGCACAUCUCCUCCAACUAAUAUUCUCCCUGAAACGAGCUUCCGUUAUAUAUCCAAGCCGGGAGCUACCCAAGGGGCCAGCCCAGUAAUGACGGCUGCGCCGGUCCAUCAGCAGCCUGGUGCUGCCACUCUGGGCCGAAUAGGGGCUGACACACCCCUGGACUCCGAGUCUGACUCCCAUUCAGAAUCCCUCUUCCGACCCCGUAAUUAUGUCACAUCCCAUGCCCUGUCUCCAGAUGAUGCCGAUCACAGAGAACUAGUUGCCCGAAGAGUUCUCCGAAAAUGGCGGAAAAAGCUGGGAGUUGAUCCAAACCGGGUUAAGACCGUUGAGAAAGGUGGCAAGGACCAUUUACCGCCAUGGACCCGGGCCAUAGCUCCAGUGGUAGAUGGUAGGAUCAUCCGUAUGAAUUGA